UACUCAUAUUGCUAACACCACAGCAUCAGAAAUUAACUCGAUAUGUCAAAGAAAUGUUUUAAACACGAGAAAAAUAACCGGAGUUUGCUGACGCUGUAUUGCCUUCUAUACUCUGUGCAUAUUCUAUACCAUGUACAUAUUUCAAACUAUAUACAAAUGUAGUUGUUUUUGCUUAAAACAAAAAGCGUACGAUUUCAGGAAAUGUUGAUCAUUUUGGUCGGCCCUAAUCAUUGCGCAUGCGUAUACAAAACGGUUUUUUUUUUGGUUUUACUUUCGAUUUUAGCCUAAGAAUGCUAGAUUCGCUGUUUCGAAUCGAACUUAGAACCCUUUACUACAGAACGUAAACAAAUGGAACCUGGAAAUCUCAUUACCUGUGUUUUAGCUCUUCUGUUUUCUACUACAGAAAGUGUCUCUUCUGCUGUCUGUGAUGUGAAUAUUGACCCCUCUAGAGUCAUGGUGAGAUUUGGAGACCCAGUGACUGUCAACUGCUCCACAACACGUGAAGAUGUAUUGGGGGCUGGCUGGGAGUCUUCUGUUAACCCUGUGAAUGAACCGAAUAGUAAAAUAGCAGUUUGGAAUGUCAGCAGCCUCACUGUUUGGGAUGCAGAGCCAAAAUGCUUUAUAAACUACAUGAAUGAACCCCGUCAGUGUGUAGAAAAACUGGAUUUGGUUAUUUACAAGUAUCCAGAAAACGUCUCCCUCAUUGCUCCUGACUUUAUGAAGAUCGGUGAAGAAUCUAAAAUAAUGUGCCAGGUCCUAGAUGUGUCUCCUAUCAGAUAUCUCAGUGUGAAGCUGUAUAAGGGAGAUGAACAGCUUGGGAGUAGAAGCUUUACUCAUGACUCAGCAGUGUUUCCUGUGAAUGGAAACGUCCCCAUUCCAGUGACACCAACCAGAGCAGACAAUGGAGUGGAGUACACUUGUGUGGCAGAGCUUCAAUUGGGACCCGGAGGACCGAAACCAAAUCCAGAAAAACGCUCUCCUCCCUUGAAAAUACCAGUAUUUUACAAGCCCAGUCUAUUGAGCGCUGCUGAAGAAAAUGUUGAAGUUCGUGAAGGGGGCAGUAUAGUUUUAAACUGCUCUGCUGAUGGGAACCCAGCCCCCACGUAUGAGUGGAAAUACCCCAAAGCUGAUAAUGUACAGGAGAUAACGAAGGAUGGAGUGUCUACUGUAAACAUCACAAGAGCCUCGUCUAGCAAUGCCAGGGUUUAUGAAUGCCAUGCUAAAAACAGAUAUGGGGUCGCAAUGAAGAACAUCACUCUUACAGUCAAAGGAAGAAGCCAUUGGAUUGGAAUUGGAGUUUUGUCUGUGGCUGUAAUAGCAGUAAUAGUAUUGAUCUACAGACGAAUAAAGGCCUGAAGUGUUUUGUGAAGCAAAUCGAAAGAAUACAGCUGAAGUGUUCAUGAUAGUUAGCAGCCUCUUAUGCAGCAAACUCUUUGUGAAACUGGACUCUUGUGUUUUUUGUGUUCAGAGCCAGAGCCAAAUAUGGAGCUUGUUUUCAUACUCCUAAAAGGACACAAGAAUAUCUACUGUACCAUUUGAAAUAGAUUAUUCUUUUAAUGCUGUUUAACAGUGUGUCGAGCCAUGUCAUGAAAUCCUACCCACAGAACAACACUUAAAGUACAGCAAGAAGAGUCUCAUUCAUCCAUUGUCUUAACAUGAAAGAUGAUAAUAAUGGUUUCUAACAGUAAGCUGCAUUAAUGUCCUGCAUGUUGUUGUUUUUACAAAUGUUCACCAAAUUGCACAUUCUGGAAUUGUUAAUGCCUGUGUUUUUUUUACAUGUAAUGAUUAUUUGUUUAAAUGCAAGGCUGUGCAUCUUUAAAACACAGAAGAUAGCAUGGCACAAAAUAACAGGUUACUAACACUCUCUUCUGUAUCAAGUGACUUAUUUACUGCUAUGACACUACAGUAACCGCAGGCUACAUAAAGCUUAUCCCAUAUAAUGCAAAUGUUUAAUUACAAUUGUUUUUCUGAGAAGCAUUUAUGUUUUUUUAUUGAGUUAAUUUUGCUGUAAUUGUCAACAGUAAUGCUGAGCAAUCAAAAAAUGUAUUUACUAUGACUUAGUUGUAUAAUGAAUUAACAUAACAAAAGUGAUUAAAUAUCUCAUUAAUAAAUGUUGAUUAAUGAA
Acipenser ruthenus (sterlet) is the source of this 2125-nucleotide messenger RNA. Its product is annotated as vascular cell adhesion protein 1-like. Gene Ontology annotation, molecular function: integrin binding. The transcript has 5 exons. Gene Ontology annotation, cellular component: membrane. Bases 349 to 1356 code for a protein of 335 amino acids. The record is from RefSeq and is a predicted model, not a curated record. NCBI's taxonomy places the organism in Eukaryota, Metazoa, Chordata, Actinopteri, Acipenseriformes, Acipenseridae. Gene Ontology annotation, biological process: cell-cell adhesion.